AUGGCGAUGGCUAGUAACAAUGAACACAAACCAACCUUGAUCAUGAACCACACUUCGCCCAUCUGCGAGUAUGAACGUGAUGAAGGAGAAGACGUGGAUGACUAUCAUCAAGACCAUGAUGCUUCUUCUUCUUCUUCUCCUUGCGGAGUUGGUGGUUGUUUUGGCCUCUUUGGGUUCACAUCAUGUACAUGGCGGCAAAACCACGACAACGAUUAUGAAUGUAAAUACUUGCUGCAGCAAGAAGGUGGAUCGCACAAGGAGACGACAUGGUGGUGGAGGAAGAAAUUGAACAAGGCUAAGGAGUCUACUCGAGUAUUGGACGGCUCCAAGUGGAAGACCUUCAUCAGAAAGAUUGCGGGAUAUUGCAAGACUACGAAGCAAAAACAAAAUAACAGGUUGUCCAAGAAACAAAAGCAAAAGAAUACUAGGUUACAGUACGAUCUUCAUAGUUAUGCUCUCAAUUUUGAUGGAGGUGUUGCUAGAGAAGGAAAUGAUGCUGCUCUUGAUUUUGCAGCAAGGUUUGCCGCUCCUUUGUCCAAUGAGCAUGGUUCCAUAGGCAGGCCGGUUCAUGAAACCACCCUUGAAUCAGCUUCUAUAGAAUCUAAACGUUAG
This is a messenger RNA of Prunus armeniaca (apricot), 612 nucleotides long. The record is from the annotation of a GenBank genome assembly. Lineage: Eukaryota; Viridiplantae; Streptophyta; Magnoliopsida; Rosales; Rosaceae.